AUGGUUAUAAUUUGGAUCUUGUUCCUGAGUUUGUUGCAGGAGCCGUGGUCCCCAGGGCGGGCCGCGGGGGUGCCCGAGGCCGCCGGAGCCUCCCCGAGUGACCCCCGGCCGCGCCGGGAUGCGGGGGGCCGCGGCGGCGUCUACGAGCACCUCGGGGGAGCGCCCAGGCGCAGGAAAUUGUAUUGUGCCACCAAGUACCAUCUCCAGAUCCACCCCAACGGCAAGAUCAACGGCACCCUGGAGAAAAACAGCGUCUUCAGUAUUCUUGAAAUAACUGCUGUUGAUGUUGGAAUCGUUGCCAUCAAGGGCUUGUUCUCUGGCAGAUACCUGGCCAUGAACAAAAGAGGCAGACUUUAUGCAUCAGAAAAUUAUAACGCAGAGUGUGAGUUCGUGGAGAGGAUCCAUGAAUUGGGUUAUAACACCUACGCGUCCCGUCUCUACCGGACUGUACCCAACAGAGCUGGCACCAAGCGCAAAGCCAGUGCAGAGAGACUCUGGUAUGUCUCAAUCAAUGGGAAAGGACGACCCAGAAGGGGCUUUAAAACUCGCAGGACACAGAAAUCAUCUCUCUUUCUGCCCAGAGUAUUGGAUAACAAAGACCAUGAAAUGGUCCGACUGUUCCACACAAAUGUGAAAUAUCGAGAGAGUCUCCUGAAGACCCCAAGCAAGAACCAGCGAAGAAGGAGAGGACGCUGA
Molecule: messenger RNA, 696 nt
Organism: Grus americana (Whooping crane)
Lineage: Eukaryota; Metazoa; Chordata; Aves; Gruiformes; Gruidae
Gene: FGF3
Product: fibroblast growth factor 3
Exons: 3
Coding region: 1-696 (231 amino acids)
Biological process (GO): positive regulation of gene expression; positive regulation of protein phosphorylation; regulation of cell migration
Cellular component (GO): cytoplasm
Molecular function (GO): growth factor activity; fibroblast growth factor receptor binding
Source: RefSeq, a predicted model, not a curated record